This is a messenger RNA of Amphimedon queenslandica, 3106 nucleotides long. Its product is annotated as presequence protease, mitochondrial-like. Gene Ontology annotation, biological process: protein processing. Gene Ontology annotation, molecular function: metal ion binding; metalloendopeptidase activity. Bases 22 to 3048 code for a protein of 1008 amino acids. The record is from RefSeq and is a predicted model, not a curated record. The transcript is spliced from 25 exons. Gene Ontology annotation, cellular component: mitochondrial matrix. Lineage: Eukaryota; Metazoa; Porifera; Demospongiae; Haplosclerida; Niphatidae.
ACUAAAGUCACGUGGUGUCAAAUGGCUGCUCAACUCUUCUCAGCACCUCGUCUUCUUAGUCGAAGGAGAAGGCUAAUACAUCUCAACAAUACAGUCUUUAACAGUACCAGAAGGGAAGAUGUGUCCAAACUGUCAGGUAUUGCUAUUAAUGAUAGAAUAAGUGGAUACAGAGUUACUGGAGUUACUGAAGUAUCUGAUUUUAAUCUAAAAGCUAUAGAAUUACUUCACGAGUCAACAAAAGCUCAACACUUGCACCUAGUAAGACAAGACUCCAACAAUGUAUUUGGUGUUGGUUUCAGAACUACACCAAUGGAUAGUACCGGCAUAUCUCAUAUACUAGAACACACUACAUUGUGUGGUUCAGCCCAUUAUCCUGUAAGGGAUCCAUUCUUUAAAAUGCUAACUCGUUCACUAGCGACAUUCAUGAAUGCUUUCACUGCAAAUGAUUGGACAUUCUAUCCAUUCUCUACACAAAACUACAACGACUAUCGUAAUCUCCUCUCAGUCUACUGUGACUGUGUGUUUCAUCCUAACCUAAAGAAGAUGGACUUUCAUCAAGAAGGAUGGAGGCUGGAGCAUGAGGACCCUAACGACAGGAACACCCCUUUGGUUUUUAAGGGUGUGGUCUUCAACGAAAUGAAAGGAAUGUUUUCAAAUGCUGAAUAUCUGUUUGAUACUGAGUUGCAGCGUAAGCUCCUCCCAAGCCACACCUACUCUCACGUGAGCGGAGGAGCUCCAUUGAAUAUAUUAGACUUGACCUGGGACUCUUUGAAAGAGUUUCAUGCUAAACAUUAUCACCCAAGCAAUUCAUAUUUUUAUACGUAUGGGGACAUCCCAUUAUCAGAUCAUCUUAGUUUCAUUGAUGAAAAUGUAUUAAGUAAGUUCUCAGUCUCGACUCCUGCAGCUGCCAUUCCAUUGGAAGCAAGAUGGAACCAACCAAGGUCGCAUGAAAUUUACUGUGCUCCGGACCCCAUGGCACCCGAUCCUAAUAAACAGACGACAGUAGGCGUGGCUUAUCUACUUGGACCGAUAACAGAUUCAUAUGAAGGUUUACUGUUGAGCAUAUUAACCAAACUAUUAAUUGAUGGAGCAGCUUCACCAUUCUACCAGUCACUAAUAGACAGUAAUAUUGGAUCAGAUUAUUCACCUUCUACUGGGUAUAAUGAUGGGACAAAGGAUUCUUAUUUCUCUGUUGGUUUGCAAGGCAUCUCAACUGAAGAUGCCGAGAAAGUAAAACAAAUAAUAACCGAAACAUUUCACAAAGUCUACCAAGAAGGUUUUCCAGAGGAGAGAGUAAAGGCUAUACUACAUCAGGUGGAAAUAGGAUUGAAGCAUCAAUCAUCAAAUUUUGGAUUAGCAUUGCUAAUGCAUUUUAUAACACCAUGGAUACACGGGGCUAGCCCUACCUCUCUGCUACAGAUCAACCAAAAUGUUGAAAACUUUAAAGAUCACAUGGCUAAUGACCCAAAUUACCUCAAAGAAAAGAUCAAAGAAUAUUUCAUUGAUAACAAGCAUAAUCUUACACUAGUCAUGAGUCCUGAUGUUGAGUAUAAUAAAAAGCAAAAAGAGUUAGAAGAAGAGAAGUUGAGAUUGUUAGUCUCUAGUCUCUCAGAGGAUGAUAAACAGCGUGUCUAUGAUGAAGGGCUUCAGCUUCAAGAAGAUCAAAAUAAGCACCAAACCAGUGACUGUCUACCAUCACUCAGCGUGGCUGAUGUAGACAAGACUACUCCCAUCACAGAACUAAUCCAUGAAGAUCAUGGGUCCAUUCCCAUUCAGUAUUGUGUACAGCCAACUAAUGGUAUCUCCUACUUGCAGUUCCUGAGCAGUUGUCGUGACUUACCUGAUGACCUCAAACCUUAUCUUCCACUUUUCUGUUCAGUCAUUACCAAGAUGGGUACACAGGACUUGGACUAUAGGCAGUUAUCUCAACAGAUUGAUCUGUACACUGGAGGCAGUGUGUGUGUCGGUACUCAUGUAGCAUCACACCAUUCCAUACCCAACCAGUUUGAACAGGCUAUUGCCUUGACCUCUCACUGUUUGGACCGUCAUCUGCCUUACAUGUUGUCUAUUUGGGAAGACAUUUUCAACAAGCCACAGUUGCAAGAUGAGCAGCGACUACAGACAUUGAUUGCUAUGGAGGCAUCUUCCCUGGCAGUGAAUGUGUCCCGUAGUGGCCAUAGGUAUGCCAUGACUGCCUCUGCUUCUUCUCUGAGUCCAGCUGCAAUGAUGGCUGAGAAAUAUGGCGGAAUAUCUCAGGUUAAAUUCAUGAAAGACAUUGCUGAGACGAGUGACCUUAAACCAGUACUAGAGAAACUGGCAUCAAUUGCAGUAGCUGUACUGGACACUGGCUGCAUGAGAGUUGCUUUCAAUGUGACUGAGCCUCAGUUCACAGUCGCUUCUGAAGCUGCUGAAGGAUUUCUUGAUAAUCUCCCAGGAAGCAUCACAGACACUCCCCUAUUCAUGGAAGAAGGGACUGUCACACCCACGUUAAGCCACACUCAUUACCAGCUGCCGUUUCAAGUGUAUUAUGUUGGUCAGUCUUACAGGACGGUCCCUUACACACACGAGGACUCGCCGUCUUUGAGAGUAUUAGCACAAUUAAUGGGAUGGAAGUACCUUCAUAAAGAAAUAAGAGAAAAAGGUGGUGCCUAUGGAGGCGGGGCUAAGCACGGCAAUGGGAUAUUCUCUUUUUUCUCAUAUCGUGAUCCACAUUCUCUUGAUACUGUUAAUCGAUUCAAUGAUUCCAUUGAUUGGGUCACCAGUAGAUCAUUCACUGAUGAAGAUGUAGAGGAAGCAAAGCUAUCAGUGUUUUCUCAGGUUGAUUCCCCAGUCUCCCCUGGGUCAAAAGGUAGCUCUCUAUUCCUUCAAGGAUUAACUCAUGAGAUGAGAGCACAGUAUCGCUCAAGACUUUUUGAAGUCUCUGGUGACCACCUGGUUUCUGUAGCAACAAAAUAUUUGAAAGAGGCAGAGCAUAAAGGCUCUGUCAUUAUUGGCCCAGAGAUAAAGACCCUCUCACCAGAAUGGACAAUAAAACAUUUUUCACUUUGAAAAUCGAUUAAUAUCAUUUUGAUACUGCUCACUACAGAGGCUGAGAAAUGUUUCAUUA